Messenger RNA from Lepidothrix coronata (blue-crowned manakin), 1503 nucleotides. Its product is annotated as zinc finger protein CKR1-like. The transcript is spliced from 2 exons. Bases 1 to 1503 code for a protein of 500 amino acids. The record is from RefSeq and is a predicted model, not a curated record. Gene Ontology annotation, biological process: regulation of cytokine production; negative regulation of transcription by RNA polymerase II; regulation of immune system process. Lineage: Eukaryota; Metazoa; Chordata; Aves; Passeriformes; Pipridae.
AUGUCCGGGCGUGUCAGAAGGCCGCUCACUCCCGUUUUCCUCCUUCUCCUCCUCCUCCUCUCCGGAGUUUUAAGGGGAAUCCUGUUGCUGCUCCCUGGAUUUCCACCCCGCCCUCGUUCCUCUCAGGGCCGCUCACUCCCGUUUUCCUCCUUCUCCUCCUCCUCCUCUCCCCUCUCCCUCCCCCUCCCAGCAGCUCAGGGGCUGGUGAGCGAAAAGGCAGAGUCAGAGGACGGAGCAGCCGAGCCCGGCGAGGGUCCAGGGGUGGUCUCGGAGCGGGAGAAGCCCCUCGGCUCCCACCGGCGCAAAGCCAAGCGCCCGGACCGGGCCGUGCCCCCCGGAGCCGCCGCGGUGGUGCCCAAACCCGAGCCCGAGGAGGGGCCGUGCCGGGAUCGGUGCCGGGAUCGGCCCUUCGGCUGCGCCGACUGCGGGAAGAGCUUCCCGUGGGCCUCCCACCUGGAGCGGCACCGGCGCGUCCACACCGGCGAGCGGCCCUUCGGCUGCCCCGAGUGCGGCGAGACCUACAGCCAGAGCUCGCACCUGCGGCAGCACCGGCGCGGCCACGCCGGCGACCGCCCGCACCGGGGAGGCCGGGGCGGCCGACGCUUCCCCGGCGCGGCCCCGCGGCCCCACCGCUGCGGCGACUGCGGCAAGGCCUUCGCCUGGGCCUCGCACCUCGAGCGCCACCGGCGCGUCCACACCGGCGAGCGGCCCUUCGGCUGCGGCGAGUGCGGCGAGCGCUUCAGCCAGGCCUCCCACCUGGCCAAGCACCGGCGCGGCCACUCCGCCGCCGCCGAGCGGCCUCACCGCUGCCCGGCCUGCGGCAAGACCUUCCGGCAGAGCGCGGAGCUGGCGCGGCACCGGGGCGCCCACCUGGGCCGGCGGGCCCUGCGCUGCGGCCACUGCGGGCGCCUGUUCCGCGCCGGGCCGGCGCUGGCGCGGCACCAGCGCCGCCGCCACCGGCCCGAGCGCUCGCACCGCUGCGCCGACUGCGGCAAGGCCUUCGCCUGGGCCUCGCACCUCGAGCGCCACCGGCGCGUCCACACCGGCGAGCGGCCCUUCCCCUGCGGCAGCUGCGGCGGGCGCUUCGCCCAGAAGGCCCACCUGCUGCAGCACCGCAAGACCCACUCGCCCGACCGGCCCUACAAGUGCGGCGACUGCGGGAAGCGCUUCGGCGAGGCCGCCCCGUUCCUGGCGCACCAGCGCGGCCACGCCGCCCGCAAGGGCUUCGCCUGCGGCCUCUGCGGGAAGGGCUUCGCCUGGGCCUCGCACCUCGAGCGCCACCGGCGCGUCCACACCGGGGAGAGGCCCUUCGGCUGCCCCGAGUGCGGCGAGGCCUUCAGCCAGGCCUCCCACCUCGCCAAGCACCGCCGCAGCCACCUGCACAAGGCCGCGGGGCCGCCCCUCGCCGGGACCCGGCCCCAGGUCGGGGACGAGCCCCAAGUCAUCACGGACUCACCGGGAGCCCAUGGCGGCGAGGAGGCCUCAGGGGCUGAGAGACCCUGA